Messenger RNA from Helianthus annuus (common sunflower), 772 nucleotides. RefSeq names its product protein PXR1. The transcript has a single exon. Lineage: Eukaryota; Viridiplantae; Streptophyta; Magnoliopsida; Asterales; Asteraceae. The record is from RefSeq and is a predicted model, not a curated record. Gene Ontology annotation, cellular component: nucleolus. The coding region runs from base 77 to 640 and encodes 187 amino acids.
UCCCCCUCUUCUUCUUAUAUUUCUAGGGUUUUACAAAGGGGCGGCGACAACCCUCAUCCUUCUCCAACAUCCAUCAAUGGCGUGCACCAUUGAUUUUAGACGCUUAGACGAAGGCUUCGGCGGCAAAACCUACAAGCGCAAGAGAGCCGAACAGCAGCAGGAGCUCGAUGCCUCCAUGGACGUCGACAACGACACCAACACCACCGAAGAACUCCAGUCUUCAAAGCGACAAGCCGUUUCUUCAACCGAAAACCCUGACAAACCGAUCUUCGGCAAACCGACAUACGACGGCGUGAUAGCCGGAAAAGUGUCCGGCAGGAAGUGGAAGCAGCCGAAAACACAGAGAUCGUCGGCGGUUAGGGUUAGCUUGAAGAAAUCAACGUUUGAAGAGAGAGCUAAACAGAAGGAGAUUAAGAAGGCGUAUAAGGAGAAGAUGACGGAGUUGAAAGAGGAGAUUAGGAAUAAUAAGAUUGAGAAGAGGAAGAAGAAGGAGGAACGGGAGAAGAAGAAGCAGGAGAAUAUUCUCAAGUCUGGAUCGAAGCUUCAGAAGAUUACGAAUCCAAAGACGUUGAAGAAGAUUGCUCAGUCGAAGAAGAAGAAGCUAUUGAAAGUGGUUCCUGAUAGUCUUAUUAAGAAAUAGGGUUUGCUUUUUGUUAUGUUUAAUAUCUGUUCGGUUUGAUUUGGAUGAAAUUUUGAAUAGGAAAAACAUUGUUUCAGUUUCAGUGUCAAUUUUGUUUCUUGAAUUUAUAUAACAAGUCUUCAAUUCAUUAUA